This is a messenger RNA of Raphanus sativus (radish), 1147 nucleotides long. RefSeq names its product gamma-gliadin-like. The transcript has 2 exons. The record is from RefSeq and is a predicted model, not a curated record. The coding region runs from base 512 to 1147 and encodes 211 amino acids. Lineage: Eukaryota; Viridiplantae; Streptophyta; Magnoliopsida; Brassicales; Brassicaceae.
GUCAAUGAAAUUCGGGCUUAGCAUCCCAUACCUCACUGAGUGACUCCCCUGUUACUCACCCUCUUUUCCCCCUUUUUCAGGUGAGGCUGACGAGUAGGAUAUCGAUUGGACGGAUGGUGUUUCUAGGCGUUUUCAUUUGUUUAUUUCUCAGACUUAUAUUCUAUUAUUUUCAGCGUUUAUUCCAGUAUUUGAGUUAUUGGAUUUAUGGAUUUAUUUCUUUAUUUAUAUGGAAAUCGACUUUAAGACUUUUAUCGGAUUUUUGAGACACAAUUGUGGUUUGGUAACAUGCCGGUAUCGAGUGAGGAUGAACCGGGUGUUACAAUUUGGUAUCAGAGCCAGGUUGUGUCUCGGCCCUGACCCGGGACGCCGGUUAAGGGACCUGGUUUUCAAAGAUAUAAAAAGUUUUCAACGGUUUUCAAAACUUAGAAACACCUUUCUAUUCGAUAAUGUCUAUUGAUCGUUAGUGAACUGGAUUAGCUGAAGUUGACUGUUUUGCCAUUUUCCAUUCCAGAUGCCGCCAAAGAGAGGAGCUAAGCGUACUCGUACUGUUAGAGCCAGAGUUGAUGCUCGUGAAGUUGUGGAUGAUCAAGGUACUGCAGCGGGUGUCCAGGCAGAAGGUGUGCCGCCAGUAGCCCCACCGAUUGAUCAGGCUGCACUCAUGCAGAUGGUCCAGGCAGCAGCUACGCAAGCUGCUCAGGCUGCCAUUCAGCAGGUUACCCAGGAAGCAGCUCGGGUUGCUGCACAGGAAGCUGCUCGAGUAGCUGCACAGGAAGUUGCUCGCCAGUUGGCUGCCGCUCAGGUUCCACCACAGCAGAUUCCAGCAGUGCAGAUUCCUCAGGUUCCACCACAGCAGAUUCCAGCAGUGCAGAUUCCUCAGGACCCAGCGCAGCAGAUUCCAGCAGCGCAGAUUCCUCAGGUACCAUUGCAGCAGGUUCCAGGCCAGCAGAUUCUGCCACCUCCAUCGCCAUUACCACAGGUUUAUCCAGCUCAUGAUGAGAGGUAUUACCGACUCACCAGUAUGAUGAAGAACAUGGGUAUGGAGCAUUUUGUAGGAACAGUGGAUCCUACAGCCGCUUAUGAUUGGAAGCUGAGUCUGAAACGGAAGCUGGAGAAUAUUGACUGUCCCCAGAGUUUAAGCUUAGAUUGA